AUACAAUUCUCUUUGGCAUUAUCAUGUCUCCUUGUUCAUUUACUGUAAUUAUUAUAGCCAACAUAUCGUAAACUGGUGUAUAAAACAAGUAAUUUAUUACUUUAAAAUGACUGAAACAGAUGCUACGAAGAGACCGCUAACAAUGCCCGAGAGUUUUGUACCGUACCUCGAAAAAUACAGAAUUUACAAAAUAUUCAAAGAUAUGGUGAAAGACCUAGUCGUUAAUUUACCGAAAGAUCAUCUGAAGCACAUGAAGGUGUAUGUCGGCCGCCAACUACAUUGCUCUAAAGAUAUCGACAGGGUCAUUUUACUUGUUUCUCCCCAGUUGAAAUGGAUUGAUAUUAAAGAUCUCGCUAAGCAGAUGAUCAAAGACCUCGGAUUUUUCGUCAUCACCCGUAGAGUGGUGAUGGAUCGCUACGAGAAGCACGACGAGUACGUGCCGGGCUGCGUGUCGCCGGUGCUGAUGUCGCAAGUCACCAAGAUGCUGACAGAGAAGGAACCCGUUGCACAGGCCGGUUGGCUCAUGUUUGAUCACCCGUGCACGGUGCGCGAGGCGCGCUGCCUGCAACAGGACGGUGUGCUGCCGACGGUGACGCUGGUGCUGAUGCCGACGCCGGCGCCCGAGCAGCCCGCGCACAACGCACGCACUCGCGCCAGGAAUUUCUUCCAGCAGGACUUCGAAGGGCUCAAGUUUGCUUAUAAGGCUACCUUGAAG
Messenger RNA from Manduca sexta (tobacco hornworm), 715 nucleotides. RefSeq names its product adenylate kinase 8-like. The annotation marks the transcript as partial. The record is from RefSeq and is a predicted model, not a curated record. Lineage: Eukaryota; Metazoa; Arthropoda; Insecta; Lepidoptera; Sphingidae. The transcript has 5 exons.